Molecule: messenger RNA, 2198 nt
Organism: Anopheles coustani
Lineage: Eukaryota; Metazoa; Arthropoda; Insecta; Diptera; Culicidae
Product: vitamin K-dependent gamma-carboxylase
Exons: 2
Coding region: 1-2088 (695 amino acids)
Biological process (GO): peptidyl-glutamic acid carboxylation
Molecular function (GO): vitamin binding; gamma-glutamyl carboxylase activity
Source: RefSeq, a predicted model, not a curated record
AUGACGGCAACGGAAGCCAAGCAAACGGCGGACAACUCAAAUGGCUCCACAACGGCUGCUACGUCCGGAGUGGGUUCGUCAAACGGCCAUCCCCACGGUGACUUCCACAGACUGGAUUCAUUCGUGCGCGCCUACACUGGCCAUGAGCUGCGCUGUGUAACGUCCUUCAAUGAUUUCGUCGAACGGUGCAUGUACCGGCCGGUGGAUGGAGCCGCCCUCGGAGUGGCCCGUGCACUGUUCGGGUUGGCCAUGCUCAUCGACAUCCCGGAAGAGCGUGGUGGCGGUGAUCUGGACCUACGUUGGGGUGAACCACGGGACUGCCGCUUUCCACUGAUCCAUUCCAUGGAAACCCCGGCAUUACCGCGCAUGGGACUGAUUUAUGGCUUGAUGUGGCUCGGCGCGGCGGGCAUUAUGUUGGGCUAUCGAUUUCGCACGUCGGCCACCAUCUUCGUCGGGACGUAUUGGUACGUGUUCCUGCUGGAUAAGAGUGCCUGGAAUAACCACAGCUACCUAUACGGGCUGCUCGGGACAAUCCUGCUCUUUACCGAUGCAAGUCGAUGUUGGUCAAUUGACUCCUGGCGCGAACCAGAACGUGAGCAGACGGUUCCUUUCUGGAACUACUUCAUCUUAAAAUUUCAAUUUUUCGUACUCUACUUCCUGGCCGGGCUGAAGAAACUAUGCCGCGAGUGGCUGUCCGGGUAUGCCAUGACGAAUCUCAGCUACCAUUGGGUAUUUUUACCGUUCCGAAUCGUACUGGGACCAAGGCUUACCGACUUGCUGAUUGUGCACUGGUUUGGCUGUUUUUUCGACACUACUGUUGUGUUCUUCCUCAUAUACGCCCCGACACGCAAGCUGGCAACCGUAUUUGCCAGUGCAUUUCAUCUGAUGAACUCACGGCUCUUCCAUAUCGGCAUGUUUCCUUGGGUUUGUCUAACGCAGCUUCCACUGUACUAUAGUUUCAGUUGGCCACGGAAGCUCCGCCUGCUAAGUUCACCGUUGGUUGCUACGACGAAAGCAUUCACUGAAGAACCUCCAACUGUUGAAGUGUGUGGAAAAACGAAACACCGUCUACGGCGAAGGCGAUGGUCUAUGGUGGUCAUGCUGAUGUACUGUUUGCUGCAACUAUUCCUUCCAUACUCUCAUUUCCUCACGAAAGGAUACAACAACUGGACAAACGGGCUGUACGGAUACUCAUGGGACAUGAUGGUGCACGCUUGGGAUACAGUAAUGAUUGGCAUCCGGGUGGUAGAUCUUCAAGAUCCGGAACGGGUACAUUACGUGGAGCCGUACGCCUUCACCGAUAACGAUCGCUGGACCAAGCAUGCAGAUAUGGCUGUACAGUUUGCGCGUUGCAUUGAACGGAACAUCCAAAAGGAAGCAUCCAGAGAAUGGGUUCAGUUCCGUGGAGGCCGAACCGAAACAAUGGCUAAUGUGUCCGUUUACUUCGAUAUCUGGUGCAGCAUGAAUGGGCGCUUUCAACAGAGGAUAUUCAACCCGAAUGUGGAUAUCCUACGGGCACCGUGGUCGCCGUUCGUGUCGGUACAGUGGGUUCUUCCUUUGCUGGACGAAUUCAACGGAUUGCGUGAUACUAUGAUACGUCGAAUCACCGACGAAGUGCUUGGCUGGAGCAAUCACUCGGAUGUGCUGUUUAUAGCUGACUUUCCGGGACUGAUGUUGCGGAACUUUGUCGGGAAGGAUCUGUACAACGUGACGCUGACGGUACUUCAAGGAACGGUCCGAUAUCAACUAUCCCGUGAGGACGAAGUGGGUGGGAAAGAUCCGAUCACACUAACUACCGGUGAAAGCAUCGAACUUCUCUCGGGUAGUUUUCAUUCCAUCGAAACAAUCGGUUCGCAACCUUCCUGCUACAUGUACACAUACGUAAAUCGCACCAAAGAGCAAAAUGCAUCCAAAAAUCAGGCGGAUUUAAACGCUUCACCCACGUCAAUUCUUCCGCUUGGCGAGGAGUUCCUUCAUCGAUGGGAAAAUGUUGUCCGUUUCGCGCAGCAUGUAGCCAACUCGUUGUUGUUCGAACUGUACGGAGUACCGAUGCCAAGACGUUUAAAGGAGCUGGUAGUAGAUGGUUAAUGUAAAGCAAAUAAGUGUGGCCAGUGUAUAGUCGAAUUUAUGUUUUAAGAUUUAGUUUUGCUAUAUGUACAACGGUGGAUCGGUAAAUAACAAUAAACAUAACACUCAUC